CUUGAGUGCAAUUUAACGCCACUGAGUUGCACACUUUCAAAUCAUUACAGCGGUAAUUUUUGCAGGGUGUGUAUUUCCCCAGUCGUUAAACACACACACACACAUACGUAAAGUGGGGAAUUGGAGAGGAGGCAUUAACCAGCUCUUUCCAAGGAAUUCACUGGAAGGGAAGGAGGAACCUGAAGAGGAAGCUGAUUUAGGAUGUGGGACACGAGAGGACUUCUUGAGAGGAAGGAGAUCAGGCCGCACUCGCAGCAGUCUCAGUAGUGGGAUGGGACGGACUCAACUUCAGUCGCCAGUGUCCAGAGGAGCCUAGAGGGGCCAGGCCCCCAGGUGCUGUGCACCUCUACUGUAAGAAGCAGGGUGCUGAAAAGGCCGGGCGGGGUGCUUCUUGUCGGCGCCGCCUUCGCCGAUGCUGGGUGCUGAGUGCCCGAAGCCCUGCAAGGGGAAAUGGCCAACGCCGCCCUUCGACCCGCGCUUCCCCAACCAGAACCAGACCCGCAACUGCUACCAGAACUUCCUGGACUACCAUCGCUGCAUCAAGACCAUGAACCGCCGAGGGAAGAGCACACAGCCCUGCGAGUACUACUUCCGCGUGUACCACUCGCUGUGCCCCAUCAGCUGGGUGCAGCGCUGGAAAGAGCAGAUCAAGGACGGGACUUUCGCUGGGAAAAUCUAACGGUCUGAGCGCGGCUUCUCCUCCGAAGAAUUAGCCCCAGUGACAUUCCCCGCCCCAUCUUCCCGUCUCCCGGAAAAUGGCCCCACCGCCCCAAACCUCACCCCUCUCCGCCCCUUCUUUAAGCCUCAAAUAAAGCGGUG
Molecule: messenger RNA, 819 nt
Organism: Dama dama (fallow deer)
Lineage: Eukaryota; Metazoa; Chordata; Mammalia; Artiodactyla; Cervidae
Product: cytochrome c oxidase subunit 6B2
Exons: 6
Coding region: 413-679 (88 amino acids)
Cellular component (GO): mitochondrial crista; mitochondrion; respiratory chain complex IV
Source: RefSeq, a predicted model, not a curated record